Messenger RNA from Anisakis simplex (herring worm), 165 nucleotides. NCBI's taxonomy places the organism in Eukaryota, Metazoa, Nematoda, Chromadorea, Rhabditida, Anisakidae. The record is from the annotation of a GenBank genome assembly.
AUGCACCGCUCAGAUGAAUACUACCAAGUCACCGGGGAUCCGGACCUCGAUAUUCAGGAUGGAAAAACACGUAUUCAUGCUCAAAUCGGUUGGCAAAGCGCAGAAUCCGAUCCAGAACUUCCGCCUAAGGCAAUACCGGCUUCUAACAUCCGGUUUCUGAGUUGA